This is a messenger RNA of Nomia melanderi (Alkali bee), 1663 nucleotides long. RefSeq lists its product as uncharacterized. The record is from RefSeq and is a predicted model, not a curated record. NCBI's taxonomy places the organism in Eukaryota, Metazoa, Arthropoda, Insecta, Hymenoptera, Halictidae.
UUGCGAAACUACCUGAGGUCCUCGAUGAGUUCACAUCCUGAUUAAUCCCUAUAAAAAGCGAAAAUUAUUCAAUCGUUCAUCAGUUCAGUUUUGAGGAUCACAGAAUCGCCACAGCCAACAAUGCGUCUCAAUGUGUGUGUCUUAGUGUUGUUGCUGGCAGUUGCUUUAGUUUGGGCUGGCCCAACACCCAAAGCUGCACAAAAGAAGUCAUUGGAAGAUCCCAAACUCGAGUCUAAGAAGCAAGAACUGAACAUUGAAGAAACAGGCGAGGAGAAGGAUAGGACCAAGAAGUCUGCAAAUUUCUGCGUUGAAAUCAAGCAAGGUUCUUCUCAAGUAACGCAGGUUCCUUGCAAGACUGUUCAAACUCCAGCUCAAACUGUAGCUCAAACUGCUGCUCAAACUGCUGCUCAAACUGCUGCUCAAAACACUCUUCUGACCAUCCAAAGUGAACCUGCUGCUCAGACGAUCCAAACUUUGAACGUCGCUCAACCAUCAUUUGUUCAGUCAGUGCCUCAGUCGAACAUAGUCCUUCCUCGACAGAUACUGCAGCCUUACCAAACCUUUCAAAUAGUUCAAUCUGCUCUUCAGCCAUGUUCUCAACCGAGUCCAUCCGUAAACAUUGUUCAGCCAAUUUCCCAGUCACAGGUUAUCCAGGAGACAUCAAAACCAAAACCAAAACCAAAACCAAAACCCACUCCAAACACCAUUCAGACCACUAUGGAGCAACCUAAACCUGCACGUAUUGAACAAUUCUCUGAGUCACUUCCAAUACCGCAAGAGACCUUAACCGUGUUGCCAGUUAGUUCUUCUUAUCAAGAACCUGUAAUCACUGUACCGUCCAGUCCUAUGAUUAUAUAUCCUAAGCCAGAACCAUCACAAUUAGCCAGUAUUAUUGAAAUUCCAUCGGUAUCUCCUUGCAACAACCCCCUGCAUGGAGUUUUGACUCCGUGUACAUGUCAGAAUAACAUGGCUAUAUUGAGUGAGUCUAGUAUGGAGCCCAUGGCCAUUAAAGUAGUGUCUGCUCUUCCUUACUCAUCACCGUGUGCAAGAUCUUCGUCUUCAAUGGUAAUGCCAUACAAUGCUCACAUGGUGCCUCACAUCUUAGCACAUGAUCACAUGGACAAGGCCCGACAUCAUGUAAAAUAUCAUGCCCAUAUCAAAUCUGAUCUUCCAUAUUCAUCGUUCCUGCCCCAAAAUAAUUUCCAAAAUGUCUAUGAAAAAACAGUCCCCCUUGCAGUAGAAACCGUACCGGUCAAUCAAUAUGCCGCUAAAAAUAUAAUACUGGAUCAUCCGCACGAAACUCCAGGAAUCACCAUUAACGCUUACCCCCACGUCUUAAGAGCGGCUAAUCCAAUGAUGGGAUCUCGAUUCCUUACAAACAAAGAGACUGUUGAGAACAGUCCACUGAUGUCCGGAACGAAUGAUUUUAUGCAGUCCAAUAAGGCACCAAGAGAAAUCAGCGCAAAUGAAUUUUUACCUGUGAAGAUGGAAGAAACUAAACAAGAGAAUGAACGAGGCGAUACAAAAAGUUAUAAGGCAACAGCUAAUUAAUGAAAUGUAGUAUGAAUUAGUUUUUGUAUUUUUGUACUUGUCACAAUCAAGUUUGUCAAAAGAUACCUUGUACUAUUAAAAAAGGAAUAAAUUGUGUCCCAUUAUCAAUAAG